AUGAGUGUGACUGGCGACUGCUGCAUCCCAUCAGCGGGAACUUUCCCGAGCAAAGAAUCAACAACUCCCUUCUGGCGGACUGAACCUCAUGCCCUUGAUACCCAUCGCUCUACCAGUGAACUUCCUAAAUCAUGCGACGUUCUCAUCGUCGGUGGUGGGUAUGCCGGAAUUUCUACUGCCUAUCACAUUCUUUGCGACAGAAAACUGCGAAAGAAGUCUGAUGACUUAUCAAUAGUCCUACUUGAGGCGCGACAGGCCUGUUCAGGUGCUACGGCGAGAAAUGGUGGCCAUUUACGUCCAUCAGUCUAUGGUCGACUGCCCAAUUAUAUUGAGAAGUUUGGAGUAGAUGCCGCAGUUGAAGUAGCUGACUUCGAGUUUGAUCAUGUACAGGCUCUGGCAACGCUGGUAGAACAGGAGCAAAUUGACUGUGAUUUUACCAUCACUAAAUCAUUUAGUGUGUACGUGAAUCGAGAAGAAGCAGCGGCCGCUAAAGAGGCCUACAUACGACUAAAAGAAGCUGGUAUAGCCAGAACAACUUUAAACGACCUCGAAUGGACGGAUGAGGACCGAGCAGAGCAGGUAUCGGGAGUAAAAGGAUGUGUCGGCUGCUUCGAGUUCACGGCUGCUCAUCUCUGGCCUUACAAACUUAUGAUGGGUUUACUUCAGCGUGCCGUCGAAUCUGGCCUUAACCUUCAAACGCAAACACCUGCUACCAAAAUUGUUAAAUCUACUACAGAGCCAAAGAAAUGGAUAAUAAGCACCCCUCGUGGUGAAAUCAUAACUUCGAAAAUUAUUUUUGCCACCAACGGAUACACAGCUGGUCUAUUACCGGAGUAUGCAUCUAAGAUCGUACCAUCCAAAGGAAUUUGCUGUCGAAUAGUUUAUCCAGCCGAUGCUCCUCGCUUACCUCUCACCAAAACAUAUGGUCUCUGGCUUCCUAAUGGUUCAGGCGACUACUUAAUACCGCGCAAUGAUAAUUCUCUAAUCGUUGGUGGUGCACGCAGUGACUUUUUUCACGAUCUUUCCACCUGGCACAAUCGCACCGAUGACGACUCUCUCAUUGAACCUGCACGAAAUUAUUUUGACAAUUACAUGCAAAAACAUUUUAUAGGAUGGGAGAAUAGUAGUGCGAAAGUCGAUAGUAUCUGGUCUGGAAUCAUGGGAUAUAACUCUGAUAGCCUCCCGAGCGUAGGACCUAUUCCUGAUCGCGAAGGCUGCUUCAUUGAGGCAGGGUUUGAAGGACAUGGGAUGCCAGUUAUCUGGCUGGUCGCAAGAGGUAUUGCAGAGAUGAUAACUACAGGAAAGAAAUACGAAGAAGUGCGCAUACCUCGAAUUUAUCGUACUACUAAGGAGCGUUUACAAAGCAAUGUGGAUGACAUCAUUAGGUGUCACAAAUUAGCCAGUCAUAGGGAGGCCAAAAAUCACGUGACGGAUGAUUUAGAUCCUGAUUCUAUUAAGCCAGAAAAUAAAACUACCAACGAAAAUAAAGGGCCAUUCGUCAAAAUAUACGAGGUGCAGUGCCUAGGUGAAGCGCUGGGGUAG
This is a messenger RNA of Blumeria graminis f. sp. triticale, 1542 nucleotides long. The record is from the annotation of a GenBank genome assembly. Lineage: Eukaryota; Fungi; Ascomycota; Leotiomycetes; Helotiales; Erysiphaceae.